CGCCGUCACUCUUUUCCCACGUUCCCUCGUAGACUGGGGAAGUUCGUCACAAUGUGUUUAUUAUAUAUAUCUGUAAUCUUUCCUCCCUCUGCUUUCAAGUUCUUGCAUUCUCUUGUGUCUCUUGUGCCAGCAUCCUUCACCACCCCACGAGACAAAUCCUAAUCGUCGGAGGCCAGACACGUCUCUCAACCUGCUUGAUCUUGCCAAUCGAGAAUCGCCCACCACCAGAUCAUACUAUUCACCUUCCAGCCCCCCCUUACUUUAUAGAUCUUUUUGGGAUUUCGAGCAACUCAGAUGGCGAAGCAACCAGCCAUGGAAUUGGCACCAUUUUAUUCACGGUUUGUUGUAUCUAGCUCCAAUCGCCCGAACUCUCACCCGCAGACAAAUUCUGAGGAAGCAGAGGAGUACAAGCACCUCGAGUAUUACUUGGCCAGCUUACCCUACGCAAAAUUCACCAAUUUGGGCUCGAAAAGCCCAGCACGAAUUGCGGCUUGGAAUCUCACUUCCCGAAGACACCCAAUUCAGAGCGAGGGCAUCGUCACCUAUACUCCACGUGGUGUGGUGGACCGUGGGUCAAUAAAACAGGGUAAAGAGUACAGUGGCGUCUUCAUAAUGACAUCACUUUUCAAAAGUGGAAGAGAAUGGAUUAAGAAAACAGGAACUGCGUUUGCUGUUAGCAAGUUCCAUGUCUUGACCUCGGCUCACCUCAUGUUCGACCUGAAGUUGGGUCCUGCUAAGUCGGCAUUCCUCUCCCCAGAUGAGCGCCAGGGCAGAUACGGGGAUCGUGGCAAGCGGUGCGUCGCUGUUGCCUGCCACGUCAACUAUAUCAAGACACUUGAGCGGAAAGGGGGAUGGACCAAGAAUGACUUCUGCAUGGUGGCCGUCGAAGAGCCUUUCGACUCAGGGGUCCGUAUCCCCAGGUGUCAUAAUGGACCCGGCCCGUCCUAUGAUGAGGAUGGAUUGAUUAUCGGUUUUCCCAAGGACAUGCCUGAAAUCUCCCCUGGAAAACGUCUCAUUUCGUCCACGGGCUCGGUAUACUGUCGGGAGAAGAACGGUGUCCUGUUAAUGCAGCACAAGAUAAAUACAGUCGAAGGGAACUCGGGCAGCCCAGUCAUUGUCAACAGCCUUGUUGUUGGCAUCCACAGCGGAUUCAUAAAAGCGAAGGGAUACAACGAAGCCGCGGCAGUGAAUCGAAACGGUAACACAGUUGAAGACUUUUCUGCAGUGCUACGUUAUAUGCGAGCCCAGCAUGCGAGGUUUCGUCAAGACGUCGGAGUGCUCGGAAAAGCUAGAGGUGUGACUCAUCCCGGAGAGGUGUUAACUUUGUUUGGCUGAUGGUAGCGCUUCCUCCAUCGUAUGAAUUGUCUUGGGGAUGUUGGGAAGUAUACGGGGAUUGUGAAUAAAGGCUGGCGCAAAUCGUGGUUCUAGGCAAAACGGCACAUGAGAGGCUGAUAUGAGUAUUUCAGGUCUAACAUUCGAUGGGAUGGGAUAUGUUAUAGAUACCAAUUUUGUUUCCUUGAUAUUUACUAUCUUGUUAUAUAGUUACUUCAAUUGGAAUAGAUUUAUCUUGGGUUGAAGGUCAACCUAUUAUCUAUUAA
Xylaria bambusicola is the source of this 1598-nucleotide messenger RNA. RefSeq names its product trypsin-like cysteine/serine peptidase domain-containing protein. The record is from RefSeq and is a predicted model, not a curated record. The transcript is spliced from 3 exons. NCBI's taxonomy places the organism in Eukaryota, Fungi, Ascomycota, Sordariomycetes, Xylariales, Xylariaceae. The coding region runs from base 295 to 1335 and encodes 346 amino acids.